Corticium candelabrum is the source of this 2402-nucleotide messenger RNA. RefSeq lists its product as uncharacterized. Gene Ontology annotation, molecular function: phosphatidylinositol binding; superoxide-generating NADPH oxidase activator activity. Gene Ontology annotation, biological process: superoxide anion generation. The transcript is spliced from 12 exons. The record is from RefSeq and is a predicted model, not a curated record. Gene Ontology annotation, cellular component: cytoplasm. Bases 88 to 2211 code for a protein of 707 amino acids. Lineage: Eukaryota; Metazoa; Porifera; Homoscleromorpha; Homosclerophorida; Plakinidae.
CGCAAUUUAUGUUGGGCGCAGUUUGCCCGAGUCGUCAUUCACGCUCGUAAACAGUGGGAUUCUUGUCGCAAAGUCGACGAGCUAAUCAUGGAAGCGAUUCUUAGACUCACUGCGAACGCCGCGAACACCGUCGAGGCUCUACAGACGAACCUUCACGAAAUGUUGUCGUCGGAGCGGUACGUCGGGAAAGUCUGGCGUCGUCUGGAGCCGACCGUUCUAGAACAAAGUCGUCGACUCGUUUCGUACGUGCGCACCUUGUUGCAAGCGCUCGACAAGACCGUCGAGCACGAGAGAGACUUGCUGGAGAUUCAGGGUCAGAAGCUGUUUGAUCUAACGAGGGAAGUGCUGAGCGUCGUGAAGCAAAUCACCGAGGGCUUGGAGAACUCACCGAACAGCAUACGCAGAGUUGCGUCGUCGUGGAAACAGCAGACUGCUUUGUUACACGAUCUGUUCAUGGAUUCGGAAGGGGGAAAGAAGAGCGAGCCGUCGGACGCAGUCAACGCUCGUCAAGAGGAAGUCGCCAGCAUCACUGACGAAAUUAGGAGUUCGGGUAAUACCACCUUGUCGGACGAGUCUUCUGUUAGUGAACGCGUCAAUGGACACGUAGCUGCUGAGAACGGCGAGACGAAGAGGUCGUUGGAUGGUAGUGGACUGCAAAGAAAGGCUACUAUAGCAGAGAAGGCACUGUUUAUCAACUGUGAUACGCUGUGUAUGAGUUGUGCUUCGAGAAUUGAUUCAGAGGAGCAUGUUGUGGUACAGACUCGAGUGUAUCAUCGGAGAUGCUAUUCGUGUUGUGAGUGUGGCAGAAUGCUAGAACGUUAUCAUAAAGUCUAUACACAUGGUGACAAGCCUUGCUGUCCGCGAUGCAUCUAUCCUGUCUUUGAUUCACCGUGGAGUCCUCAUUCUACCUUGACACAUCAAGUUAACACUGAUGAAACAGCAGAUGACAAACGACAGUCGUGUGUUUCUGUGACUGCGUCUGUAGCGGCAGCAUUGGCGCAUUCAGAAGAAGAUUCACCCAAGCUGCCACAUCGUUUAAAGUCAUUUUCUCGCGAUCUUAAACUAUCAUUCAGCAGUAUGCAGAGAAUUAUCAGAGACAAGAAGAAAGGACCCAGUAGUUGCUACUCUUCUAGCGUCAGAGAGAGGACUGUUGCCAGAAGUAUAUCUCCUCCUGUAGCAUCAAGCAUUGACUGGGAAAAUCCAACGUCUCCUCCUCCAUGCAGAAUGACUAGCAGAGUGUCGUUAGUGCGUGCACGAGCAUUGAAGAAAGCACUUUCUGAAGAGAAAAUAGCAAGACGUGCAUCUGAAUCAUCUAUCACCAUUACUGAAGAUUUCAAUGAUGGUGAGCCACGGUUUGAGAGUCUCUCAUCAUUGGAGUAUAUUCUCAAUAAUUGGAUUGGACUCGACUAUUUGCUGGAGUUUGCUGUUGAAGAGUAUAUGAUUGAAGUAGUUGUCUUCUGGCUGGAUGUGGAACAAUUUAAGCACUUUGAUGGUAAUCAGGAUGAUCUUGCUCUUUACGCUCAACAUAUCAUUUCAAAGUACAUUGUGGAUGAAGCAGAUCUGGCUGUUUAUCUUCCUGCUCGGCUUCGACAGCAAGUAUUAGCGGGACUCGACAAUCCUUCACACAACAUGUUUACCAAAGCACAGAGCUACACCUUUGCAGUGAUAGAGCGUGACAUGCUAGACGACUUCUUAAAGAGUGAGCACGGCCUACAGUAUCUCAAGGCACUUGUGGAUCAGGAUAACGAGCGGAAAAUGCUUCAGAGACAAAACCUUGAGAGGCUGAAGAAAGUGCAGAUUGAAGCAAAAAUAACAAGUUUUGACAAGAGAAGGGAUGAUUCUAAAUACUAUGUUUAUGAGGUUAAUGUGACAAUUGGACAUUACAGUCUUGUUGUGUAUAGAAGAUAUAGUGAUUUCUUCCAACUCAGUCAAACACUACGAUCCGAAUUUCCACAGUUGUCAUUUCCACCUCUUCCGAAGAAAAUUCUCUUUGGACGAAGUCAAGUCCAAUCUGUGGCAGCCAAGAGAAUGGGAGAAUUAAACACAUAUUUGCAAAAGCUACUCUCUAUGGGAUCUGAGGUAACCAAUUCAUCUUCGUUGCUCAUGUUUUUUCGUCAAACUGAAGUGGAUGCUGAGGAUGAGGCAUUCAAUCGUAAGCUAAGUGUAAAGGGAGCAGGGCGACAUCGUAUUACUUGGAAUAACUUUACAUAACAGAGUUGGAAAUAAUCGUUGUAACUUGAUUAAUAUUAUGAUUUAUAGUGUCUAUUUUCAUAUUAGUUGAAGUUAAUGGAUUUUUGCUUAUGUAGUUAAACAGUUUGUUAUACUUCCAGUUGGCUUAGUGAUGGUCGACUGCGAUUUUUCGAAUGUACCUCUGCAAUGGUUGCAAAUUCGUCUCUAGCGAG